GGCGCUUUCAAGUUGACAUUGAAGCUGCGAUUAAACGCUUGAAAACACAGCCUCAGGUUUGGCGUCCUGUAGGUACUUGAGUUGUAGCAGCAGGUGUCUCUGAACCUUGACACUUUUCGUCCUGAUUGAUCUAGGUGCUACGUAGUGCUAGUUUGUAAAGGGUGGAUGGCGUCGUCGUCGUGCCUUCGGAGCGCCUGCUCUGUGGCAGACUUCUUACCUUCCUGCCAGUUUUCCAGGCAGCCGUCAUGUCCAAAUGGCCAGGGGGUCGCAACAGUUCCUAAGCCUUCGUUUAUGGGACGAAAGCUGCCUGUCCAAAGGAGGGCAAAUGCGCCUGACCGCAUUUGCAUGGCGGGCGGAAUGACGAGCUCAGGGGGCAUUCUUUUGCCGCCUUUUGACAACGCAUACAUGGACUUGGCAAAGAAGUAUGGCAACGCAAAGUUUCCUGCACCGUAUGCUCCUCAGAUGGGGGCCGCUUCGCCCGCACAAGUGGAGCGAGGGGGCGGAGGAUCUUCGGGGCAGCACAAGUCUCGGCGUCCACCCCCCGACCUUCCAUCUCUUCUUCUCAACAGCCGAAUUGUGUAUAUUGGGAUGCCGCUCGUGCCAGCUGUCACAGAACUGAUCAUUGCAGAGAUUCUCUAUCUGCAAUGGAUUGACGGCCAAAAGCCAAUCCACAUCUACAUCAACUCCACAGGGACAGCCCGUGCGGAUGGAGAAACAGUUGGAAUGGAAACGGAAGGUUUUGCAAUCUACGAUGCCAUGCAGAAUGUCAAGAACGAGGUGCACACGCUCUGCAUUGGGUGCGCCAUUGGGCAAGCGGCCUUGCUCCUCUCAGCCGGCAAAAAGAAUCAUCGGUUUAUGCUGCCGCACUCCACAGCCAUGAUUCAACAACCGCGGGCCCCGGGUGGUGGUCUGAUGCCUGCCAUUGACGUCUAUAUCCGAGCUCGGGAGACCGUCAAAAAUAGGGACACUCUUGUCAGGUUGCUGUCGUACCACACCCGGCAGAAUGCUUCGAAAGUUUCCAAGGACAUGGAGCGGCCCUUGUAUAUGAGGCCUGAGGAGGCGAUUGCGUACGGUUUGGCGGAUCACAUUCUUGACCGGGACGUCCCAAUUGCUGGCGACACGAAAAACCUCGAGGACUGGGAUAAGGGCGCAGGGAUCCGGGUCGUCCAGCGUCCUGCUACUGCAGGGCAACCGGGGCUUGGUUAAGAUGUUCAAAGACCCCUCGGACGAUUGGCCGCACUGGGUGUCAUCAGCUGGUACUAGUAGAGUCACACUGUAUAUUGGAUGGACCAUAAAGAGCCGGUAAACAUAGUAGCUGGUCAGACUCGGAGACUGGCUGCUCCUUGUAUCUUCAUCGAAGGAGCGAACUGACGAGAAUCCUCUUCGCGAUCGUCUGAGGUUUAUACUGGACGCCUGUUCGUGUCAGUGUGACACACCCUGAUGCAGAAGGCAUCUAGGCCUUUAGUAUAUGUGCUCGCAUAGUAUAUUCCCAUGCAGUCUGCAGGAAGCCCGGGGACCAAAGUCACAAAUAAGGUGAUUGGCACACUCAUG
Molecule: messenger RNA, 1551 nt
Organism: Klebsormidium nitens
Lineage: Eukaryota; Viridiplantae; Streptophyta; Klebsormidiophyceae; Klebsormidiales; Klebsormidiaceae
Source: the annotation of a GenBank genome assembly